This is a messenger RNA of Oncorhynchus kisutch (coho salmon), 1667 nucleotides long. Its product is annotated as serine and arginine rich splicing factor 5b. The record is from RefSeq and is a predicted model, not a curated record. The transcript is spliced from 9 exons. The coding region runs from base 150 to 1133 and encodes 327 amino acids. NCBI's taxonomy places the organism in Eukaryota, Metazoa, Chordata, Actinopteri, Salmoniformes, Salmonidae. Gene Ontology annotation, molecular function: RNA binding.
GGCAGAGAGGUGGUACUGCAGCGUGUCAUUGAAAAGCCGAGAGAAAACGGGCUCCAUUUUGUGUCCUUCUCGCAGUAAAAGCAGCAAGACAAUCCCUCCGAAGAAAGGAAGGAAAAAACCCAACACAAAAGACAUCUUUUACAGGCAGAAUGAGUGGCUGCCGCAUAUUUGUCGGCCGGUUGAACCCGUCCGCCAGAGAGAAGGACGUGGAGAGAUUCUUCAAAGGAUACGGCCGCAUCCGAGACAUCGACCUCAAGAGGGGCUUUGGUUUUGUGGAGUUUGAUGAUCCUAGGGAUGCUGAGGAUGCAGUUUAUGAGUUGGACGGCAAGGAGCUCUGCAAUGAGAGGGUGACCAUUGAGCAUGCUCGUGUGCGCCUGCGUGGUGGGCGAGGACGUGGUGGUGACAGAGGGGGAGGAGGAGGAGGAGGAGGAGGCCGCUUCCCAGAUCGCUAUGGCCGUGGCUCCCAGGAUAGUCGGAGGACCAACCAACCAAGUGGACCACCGGCAGAUAGGAACCCCCCACCGAUGCGUACAGAGAACCGUCUCAUCGUGGAGAACCUGUCAUCUCGCGUCAGCUGGCAGGACCUGAAGGAUUUCAUGAGACAGGCUGGGGAAGUCACGUUUGCAGACGCACACCGCCCCAAGCUCAACGAAGGGGUGGUUGAGUUCGCUUCUUACAGCGAUCUGAAAAACGCCCUUGAGAAGCUGUCUGGCAAGGAGAUCAAUGGAAGGAAAAUCAAGCUGAUCGAGGCAGCUAAGAAGAGGGGUUCCAGGAGUCGUUCCCGCUCUGAGAGCUCUUCUCGUUCUCGCUCCCGUUCUCGUAACCGGUCCCCGUCCCGCUCCAGGACCCCUCGUCGUUCCAGGUCCCACUCCCCCAAAGCCCGCUCCCCCAAGAGGGACUACAAACGCUCUCGUUCUCGUUCCCACAGCGGCUCCCCAGCGCCCCGUGCUGCUGCCCCUGGCUCCCCACCCCCGAGGGCCAAAGAGACCUCUUCCUCCUCCUCCUCUAAACGGCCCUCUAAGCCCAGCAAGUCUGCCUCCCCCAACUCCCCUCCCCCUGCACAGCGUGCGCCUUCCAGGUCUCCUUCCAGGUCUCGUGGCUCUCGCUCUCCGUCUACGGACAGCCGCCACUGAGAACACCUAGCGCAGGAGUAUACACAUUUUAAAAUAAACACACACCUCGUAUAUAAAUACUCCCAUUCAGACGAAACAGGACCGGGCAGGAACUGUUAUACCCAGCGGUUCUUGCCUGGUGUCCCUGUAUUUUCCCCUCCAUGUUUCCUCCCUCCGCUCUUCUCUUCUGACAUAGCUGAUCUUUGACCUACUUUUGUAUGGUGGGUGUUCUCAGUAAAAGCGUGGCUCUUGCUGUGAACACAAUGAGGGCUUUCGUUUUCAAUUUGAGCAUCAAGUCUAAAACCUUCUGUGGGUUUUGGUUAGUAUUUUUCUUUGUAAUAAUGGAUGUAAUUCUUGGUAAGGUAUUACAUUAUAUUUUUUUAUCAUUCAACGCUCGUGUGGCGACUCCCCCCUCUACCGGCUUUUGUUUGUCAGCUCUGAUAUCAUGAGCUGUUGAGAAUUCAAGUCCCGUUCCGUGAUGGCUAUGAAUGUGAUUGGCUAAGGUUUUGGGUCGAACCAUUCUGAUCUCAGUGUAGGGUUCUUUUUUUGGGGGGG